Messenger RNA from Ctenocephalides felis (cat flea), 732 nucleotides. RefSeq lists its product as uncharacterized. Gene Ontology annotation, molecular function: DNA binding. NCBI's taxonomy places the organism in Eukaryota, Metazoa, Arthropoda, Insecta, Siphonaptera, Pulicidae. Bases 1 to 732 code for a protein of 243 amino acids. The transcript is spliced from 2 exons. Gene Ontology annotation, cellular component: nucleus. The record is from RefSeq and is a predicted model, not a curated record.
AUGAGGAUGAAUUUCUUAAAAACUAUUUUAGUACCUAGACUAGGGAGUUCGAAGAAAAAAACAGCAAGGUACGAUGAAAAACAGUUAGAGCAGGCGAUGGCCCAAGUGAAGGCAGACAUGCCUGUACGAACAGCUGCAGCAAAGUUUAAUAUUCCCAAGACAACGCUACUUUAUAAAAGCCGUGGACAAUCAUCGCCAACUAUCACCAAACCCGGACCAGACUGUGUGUUAGGACAAGAUAACGAAAAUUAUCUUGUUGAGUGGAUUAUUUACAUGAAAAAACAUGGAUUUCCUAUAACGAAGGUACAACUAAUGAAUAGUGUUCGCAUGUUAUUGAACACUACGAAAAAAGAGACAAUCUUCCCAAAUAAUAUGCCUGGUCGCCAUUGGUAUAACAGUUUUCGUCGUCGUCAUCCAGGAAUCAGUGAGAGAAUUGCUCAAAAUCUCACAUAUAGCCGAGCUGCAGUGUCGGAGGAAAAGGUAAAAGCCUGGUUUCAAGAAGUAAAAGAACAUCUUGAACCGCUGUAUCUUUUAAAUAUUGAUGAUUCUCGAAUACUUAAUCUUGAUGAAUCAGCCUUCAGGCUUAAUCCAAAGUGUAAUUCCGUUCUUGCGACAAAAGGUGAUAAGACUGUUUAUAACAUCGUUGGAAAUGACGAAAAAGAAUGCUUAAAUACUUUAAUUUGUGGAAAUGCAGCCGGACAAAUGCUUCCACCGAUGGUACUAUUCCCAUAA